Alternaria atra is the source of this 1173-nucleotide messenger RNA. RefSeq lists its product as uncharacterized. The coding region runs from base 1 to 1173 and encodes 390 amino acids. The transcript is spliced from 2 exons. NCBI's taxonomy places the organism in Eukaryota, Fungi, Ascomycota, Dothideomycetes, Pleosporales, Pleosporaceae. The record is from RefSeq and is a predicted model, not a curated record.
AUGGGUCGCAAAGUCAGGAGGACUGGUGGCUCGUCGAUCUCUACAGCUCAGGUAAGAGUGUUGUCCUCUUGUCCACCACCGGUUGUUGAGCGGCACACAGACGCGCCCACAGCUACCUUGGCUCAGAUCCGUCAGUUCUACAGCCGACAUGCGCCUCUGUGCGACGGGGAGAAGUUCCUGCACAUCCGGUUCUUCGAAUGCCAAAAGGACUACGCGGUCGCCUCACGGUGGACGAGGCUGCUGGGAGCCAAGGCGAAGACCCUGCGUCAAGUUGUGCGCAGCGAGUGGCUGCGCGACUGCCUCGAGAAGCUAGAGCCGUUCCGCGCUCUAUGGGCAGGCUUUCAGCUCGGCUCGUUUCCGCUCAUCCUCAGCUGGCGGUGCAGACAGGAGGUCGAAUACUACCUCAGCCAGAUGUACGAGAUCUGGAAUGCGAUCACAGGCGGCGACGCUCAUCUCUGUGACGAGUACACUGUCGAGAAGCUCGGUGGUCUUGCGCCUCUGUGGAGUUCUCGCGACCGCUCGAAGAUCGAAACCUGGUUCGCCACACGUCAGAUCUUUCCCCGCGCACGUGAUCCUGGGGUACGCGCUCAGAUCCUCGAAAGGGUCCUUGCUGUCCAGGGGCUUAUCCUUACUUUCCAGACCUUCUUCAAGCAUGUCAAGAUACUCGGACCUGUGAUGCUUCCUUUGAGAGCGCUGUUCUCAGCAGGCGAGCUGUGUCCUCCGAGAGACGAGUUCAGCGCAGUGCCCAGACGCUUUCCCUCGGUGAGAGACAUCCUGCUGCAGCAUCGGCACGAGCAGCCUGCGUACAACGACCGACAGUGUCUACUGCAAUACAGCGAACACGACGAGCACUUCUUUGAGUGUAGCAACCCCGGCCUGUACGCGUACUGGCAGCUCUGCCUCUAUCUGCUCCGCCACGCACACGACCCGUGGAAGCGUCCAAAGGAAACAUGCGACCAGGCAGCGUCGUCGGAGCGUCCUGGGUGGGUGAUUCGGCUCGGCCAGUUUGCGCACAGGCUUGGAUUUGAGUCUGACCAGAUCUCGUCCCUCUGCAGUCAAGAUCCCGACCUUUCGCAGAUCCGCAUGCACAUGCUCGAAGAACGGCCCAGCGUCCUCUUCUCGGCACCUGUCGACAGGUUCAACGCAGAAGCUGACUCGCGCCAAAAAGGCUAG